This is a messenger RNA of Trypanosoma rangeli, 678 nucleotides long. RefSeq lists its product as uncharacterized. The transcript has a single exon. The record is from RefSeq and is a predicted model, not a curated record. The coding region runs from base 1 to 678 and encodes 225 amino acids. Lineage: Eukaryota; Euglenozoa; Kinetoplastea; Trypanosomatida; Trypanosomatidae.
AUGAAGGGUGGUCUUGGUAUCAAACUGGGCGGUGGACUAUUUGGUCUACGCAUUCCACGUCAGCACGCUCUUUCCACCAUGUCGCGAGACGAGUACGAGGUUGCCAUUUACGGCCAUCCCAACAUCACGAAUCCUUAUCGACAUCGCAUGGAUGAACACCCGGAGUUAAAGGGGGUUAUGCAAAAUGCGUCUCUGGAUGUACAUUUGGUGCUGUUGAUGCCUCGAGUACCGCGUGUCACGACAACGGCGACCGUGGCGGAGGCAGUGCCUCAGUCAUGGGACGAAUUACUUUGGCAUUUGGGCGAGAUCAUCCGAAAAGAGUCUUGUUUGAUGGACCAUAGUAGCAGUAUUAUUAAAACUUACUGUGCAACAACGUCUGCCUCAGUUUUGUGUCGUGAUGCAUCUCACGACUCACUACAUGCUGCUGCCGCAUCUCUCUUUAAGGAUCUUAUGCGAGGUGAAAAACUUUGCCCAUCGUCUCCGACGUUGUUGAACCAACGGCACGCAAAGAGACGCAUUCCGUUACUUGGUGCUUCCCUUUUAGCGUCUGCAUUGCCCUCAGCGAGGGCGGGUGUUGGAAUCACGUCUUCCACAUUGCCGUUUUGCAUGACACAAAGGGAAGAGGUGCCACGAGUUUUUUUACAGGAUUCAAAAAAAAAAUUGACUGCGCCUUACUGA